Molecule: messenger RNA, 1218 nt
Organism: Pteronotus mesoamericanus
Lineage: Eukaryota; Metazoa; Chordata; Mammalia; Chiroptera; Mormoopidae
Gene: VTI1B
Product: vesicle transport through interaction with t-SNAREs 1B
Exons: 6
Coding region: 282-980 (232 amino acids)
Biological process (GO): retrograde transport, endosome to Golgi; intracellular protein transport; intra-Golgi vesicle-mediated transport
Cellular component (GO): Golgi apparatus; endoplasmic reticulum membrane; late endosome membrane
Molecular function (GO): SNAP receptor activity; SNARE binding
Source: RefSeq, a predicted model, not a curated record
GGGGCGCGCCGGCGCCUUCACAAGACUCUUCCGGGCAGCGCAGAGCUCGCGACUUUCCGGGAGGCUUUCUUACCCGGCGCUCCCUCCGUGACGGAAUGAAGGGGAUGGGCGUUCCGACUCGGGAGGACCCCGCCGCGGCCCCGGAAGCGCCUCGUCCAGGGUGGGCGGUGGCGCCGCUGGAGGAGGUUGCCGUGAUGCCUGCGGAGCAGGGUGGCUGACCGCCACGGGCUUCAAGUCCCGGAAUCUCGGCAGCCGCUGCUUAAGUGCUUGCUGCCUGCGCCAUGGCCACCUCCGCCGCCUCCUCCGAGCAUUUCGAGAAACUGCACGAGAUCUUCCGCGGCCUCCAUGAAGACCUACGUGGGGUGCCGGAGCGGCUCCUGGGGACUGGAGGGACAGAAGAGAAGAAGAAAUUGAUCAGAGAUUUUGAUGAAAAGCAACAGGAAGCAAAUGAAACGCUGGCAGAGAUGGAAGAGGAACUACGUUAUGCACCCCUAUCUUUCCGUAACCCUAUGAUGUCUAAGCUUCGAACCUACCGGAAGGACCUUGCCAAACUGCACCGGGAAGUGAGAAGCACCCCGUUGACAACCACACCUGGGGGCAGAGGAGACAUGAAAUAUGGCACGUACACUGUAGAGAAUGAGCAUGUGAAUCGGCUACAGUCUCAACGGGCGUUGCUUCUGCAAGGCACUGAAAGCCUGAACCGGGCCACCCAGAGCAUUGAGCGUUCUCAUCGGAUUGCCACAGAGACUGACCAGAUCGGCUCAGAAAUUAUAGAAGAGCUGGGGGAGCAACGUGAGCAGUUGGAACGUACCAAGAAUAGACUGGUAAACACAAGUGAAAACUUGAGCAAAAGUCGAAAGAUUCUCCGGUCAAUGUCCAGAAAAGUGACAACCAACAAGCUGCUACUUUCCAUUGUCAUCUUAUUGGAGCUAGCCAUCCUGGGAGGCCUGGUUUAUUACAAAUUCUUUCGCAAGCAUUGAACUUCCUGCAAGAAGGGUUUGUGGACCAGAACUUUGGCCCUGUGAAUGAAUGGUGUUAGAGACGUGGAAUAAGCAUAUUGCUGCUGUGAGCUAACGGUUCAAGGAUGCACUGUAUAGCCAGACUGUGGGAAGCGGGAGGGAAGACGGAAAACCAGUUACACAUGAAGGAACAGCAACAAGAACAUUGUGAUAUAACAAGGUAAUAAAUGCUGUUUAUGACUUCUUUAAAUUUACAUAA